Messenger RNA from Lepisosteus oculatus (spotted gar), 3225 nucleotides. Its product is annotated as acetyl-coenzyme A synthetase 2-like, mitochondrial. Gene Ontology annotation, molecular function: AMP binding; acetyl-CoA synthetase activity. Gene Ontology annotation, cellular component: mitochondrion. The record is from RefSeq and is a predicted model, not a curated record. NCBI's taxonomy places the organism in Eukaryota, Metazoa, Chordata, Actinopteri, Semionotiformes, Lepisosteidae.
CCAAAUUUUCUUCUUUCGAAUGACGGAUAACUGUAGAGAUGGUUUUGGACAUUUUUGCACUGGGGAAUUUAGGGUUUCUUACAAUAAAAAAGUUUUAAAACACUUACAUAUAUGCGUUUGCAUGAGUUUCCUAUGUAGUUCUUGCAUUUUUUAAAACGUUGUUAAUCCAACUGGGAGAACAAUUUCAGUAAGGUGACGGAGUAUAUUCCUCCGUAUUUCAUAAAUAGGUGCUCUAAAACUUGGGGCGUACAAUUCAGAAUAAUACAAAAAAAAUGUUUCCGUCUGCAAGAUACGCGGUUUUGAAGAACACUUUAUCCGGAAACUUAUUUUCCGAUUUUUGGAAAGGAUUUCCGAAGUACUGCCUGUCAAGGAGCAAAAGUUACAAUAUAGCCGCUUGCAUGCCUGAGGCAGCGGCGUUCACCGGAGUCGGGGAUCACUCGGAAUUGUACGAGUUCUCCGUCAAUCAGGGGGAGCGAUUUUGGGGAGCCCUGGGCAGAGAAAGGUUGUCCUGGAUAACCCCUUUCCACACCGUCCAGAACUGUGACCUGCGCCAGGGAAGAAUCAGGUGGUUUGAAGGAGGACAGCUUAACACAUCAGUGAACUGCCUGGAUCGCCAUGUCCACACGUGUCCCGACAGAGUGGCCCUGAUCUGGGAGAAGGACGAGCCCGGGACUCAGGUCAAAAUCACGUACAGGCAACUGCUGGAGCUGACAUGUCGCCUCGGGAACGUCCUGAAGAGGCAGGGAGUGAGGAAAGGGGACUGUGUCACUCUCUACAUGCCCCCCUGCCCUGUGGCAGUGGCCGCCAUGCUGGCCUGUGCCCGAGUCGGUGCUGUCCACAACGUCGUGUUCGCAGGAUUCAGCUCGGAGGCGCUGGCUGACCGCAUCAGGGACGCUCAGUCCAAGCUGGUGAUCACUGUGAACCAGGGCCUGCGAGGAGGCAAGACGAUUGACCUGAAGAAGACAGUGGAUCAGGCCAUCAAGAGCUGCCCCUCAGUGCAGCGGGUCCUCGUCGCCAUGAGAACGGAGAAUCCAGUUGCCAUGACGGACAAAGACGUACCAUUGGAGGAGGAGAUGAUGAAGGAGGACGUGACAUGUGAGCCUGUUGCCAUGGAGAGUGAGGACGCUCUGUUUGUGCUGUACACCUCUGGGAGCACUGGCAAGCCCAAGGGCCUGGUCCACACGCAGGCUGGCUAUCUGCUCUACACAUCUCUGACACACAGGUAUGUGUUUAACUACCAUGAUGGGGAUGUAUUUGGCUGUGUUGCUGAUAUUGGCUGGAUCACAGGACACAGCUAUAUUGUUUAUGGUCCACUCUGCAAUGGAGGAACUACAGUCCUGUUUGAAAGCACUCCAGUGUAUCCCAAUCCAGGCAGGUAUUGGGAGACCGUGGAGAGGUUAAAAAUCAGUCAGUUUUAUGGAGCCCCAACAGCAAUUCGGCUUCUGCUGAAAUAUGGUGAUGACUGGGUGAAAAAAUACGACAGAUCGUCUCUUAAAACCCUAGGCUCAGUGGGAGAGCCAAUCAAUCUGGAAGCCUGGGAAUGGUAUUUCAGGGUUGUGGGAGAUGGGAGAUGUCCUGUCGUGGACACCUGGUGGCAAACAGAGACUGGUGGGAUUUGCAUCGCUCCCAGACCGUCCGAUCCUGAGGCCGAGAUAAUCCCCACCAUGGCCAUGCGGCCUUUUUUUGGUAUUCAGCCCGUUCUGAUGGACAGCAAGGGUAAUAGGAUGUCUGCUAACAACACUUCGGGAGCACUCUGCAUCUCGAAACCGUGGCCUGGUAUGGCCAGGUCCAUUUACAACGAUCACCAGAGAUUCAUAGAGACCUACUGCAAGCCUUACCCAGAUCACUUUUUCACCGGCGACGGCGCGUACCGUUCAGAGGAAGGCUAUUACCAAAUUGUCGGUCGCCUCGAUGACGUCAUCAACGUCAGUGGGCACCGCCUGGGAACUGCGGAGAUCGAGAAUGUGGUGAAUCGGUGUCAUGGUGUUGCAGAGUCAGCAGUUAUAGGUUAUCCGCAUGAUGUGAAAGGACAAGGUGUCUACGCAUUUGUAGUACUGAAAGAGGAAGUAGAUACACCAGAGGCCCUCCUGGCCCAGCAACUGAAGGACAUGGUUUCCAAGACGAUUGCAAAAUAUGCUGCUCCUGACUACAUCCAGGUUGUGAAACGGCUGCCCAAGACGCGUUCGGGGAAAAUUAUGCGCCGCAUCCUGAGGAAGAUUGUGGAAGGGAAGGUUGAUGAACUAGGGGACCUCACUACACUGGACGACCAGAGAGUUGUAGAGGAGAUUAUCGAGGGGCGCAGGCUCCUCCUGGAUUUAAACCAAAGCAAAUAACCUUGAGGGGAAACAGUGAGUCUCCCGCUCAUACCAGAUCGCGCCUUUGACAUGGUGUAACUUGAGAAGCACCAUGUUCUGACCCUCUCCUGCACGCUCUGACCCUCUCCUGUCUAGAAAAUGAAAUAUGUUUAAAAAAAAACAGGAGACGUGAAGAACGAAGAAUGGAUCUUUUCAUAUGGCCGUUCUUGAACUGGUGCCAUCUAUUCACAGCAUAAAAGAGGAAUACUGUCUAAGCCGGUACGACAUCAGUACUUAGAAGCUUUUAUGACAAGGAUUCCAAAGCUAUUUUUUAACUUGAUUUUAAACGCAAACAAAUAAUCAGGAAUUAAUUGAAGAGCUAUAUAUAGCACCUUUUCUGUGAAAACAGAUUCAAUUAUUUGUAGCCACAAACCCUGGGGCAUAGCAGUUAACAGGGAGAGGGUUCCACUUCAUGAUUGCGUUCUGCUGUUAGGUAUGCAUUAAUAACAAAUUACCUCUCGCUGCAGGAGCUGAGCAAUAACUGAAUAGCAGCAGGGAUUAGAUGCUCUGGUAGCAGAGCAUAAAAUGUGAAAUUUAAGUCCAGUGACCACAGUAAUUCUUUAUAGUGUAACUGAGGUGUCUACAUGAUAUGUUUAUCAUCUAGACCUUAGGUUUAAUAUAAUUUUCACGCUUUUCUAAGUGCAGCUAUAGUUAGUCACUUUACCACUUGGCUGUUUUUCUUAAACUGGUCUUUGGCUUUGUAGGGUCUUGCAGUUACAAUUGUUCAUUUAUAAGUCAUACAAGUAGAACAAAAUGUAAAGCAUGAAGAACAAAUGUAAAUGAAGGUCUGUAGUAUGCCAUUGAAUAAAAUUAUAAAAGAAAUACAAUUGUUCAUAUAAAUACGUAUUGCCAAUAAAUAUGCAGUGUGUUU